This is a messenger RNA of Aspergillus caelatus, 797 nucleotides long. Its product is annotated as DUF4604 domain-containing protein. The transcript is spliced from 2 exons. Bases 289 to 786 code for a protein of 165 amino acids. NCBI's taxonomy places the organism in Eukaryota, Fungi, Ascomycota, Eurotiomycetes, Eurotiales, Aspergillaceae. The record is from RefSeq and is a predicted model, not a curated record.
GCUCAUUGUAUUUAUUUCCCAUGUACACUUAUUCAUUCUUACAACUUUGCGGCAUUACCCAUCUAAGCAGGCGAUUAAGCUAUUAGAACAAUCUUGACAUUGACGGACUUUGUCUGUCCCAUUCGAGCUCUCUGUCUUCAAUAUUCCAUUGAUACCCGGAGGACAUAAAGAGUUGAAACACUACUCUGUUUCUUUGCUUCAAUAUUACAUGUCGCGGUAGCGAUAUUUCCCUUGUUAUCUUGUCUAGGAGAAUCUAAAACUAACAGUUUGCUGCGGGACAACUAAAACAUGUCCUUCAAAUCAAAGAACCUCGCAUAUGAGGCGAAAGAACCAGCAUUCUUACAACGACUUCGGAACCAAUACGGCGAUACCUCCGGUCGCCUUGAGCGCCCAAUUGCUCGACCCCGAAAAUUAAAAGAUGCCGACGAUGAUGAUGAACCUACCUAUGUUGACGAAGAGAGCAAUGAAGUGAUAUCCAAAGAGGAAUAUGAAGCUCUCGUUCGCGACAGUAAUAAGGAAGUCGAGGAUACAGGGAAAGAAGAACCCGGCCAGGAACAUCCUACAUCGCAAGAUAAAGGAGAGGAUAAGGCAAGUACCGCGCAAGAAGCGCCCAUAUCAAAACAGAACAUGGCAGAGAUAGGAGGACCUAAGAAGCGAAAGCAGGCGAAGAUUAUUGGCGAGGAAGAGCCUUCAGCAGAGAAAGAAGAAACGCAGCCGAAAGACACUAGUUCUCGGAAGCCCAAACAGAAGAAAAAGAAAAUCAAGCUCUCGUUUGACGAAGAAUGAUGAAUGAUGAC